UCCAGUCAAAGUUCAAACAUUUCUCUCCCUCUCUCUCUCUCUCUCUCACAGUCUCUCACACACACACACACACAAAUGGAGAGGCCAGAGGCAGAGUACGAAAGAACAAGACGAGGGACGCUGGCAAAGAAUAAGGGAAAGAAAGUGCUACACCCACCCCGGCACAAGUUGGCUUUGCAACCGCUAGCAUUGGCUCCGUCCAACGAGGUGAAGCUGGCAGCCAUAGCCGUUGAUUUGAACGUCCGGCUGAGAUCGGCCGAGAUGCCUCCUUCGAUGCAAGAGCGUGCCUUCCGGUACGCCAAAGCACUCCUCGACGCUAAUCCGGGGAAGAAACCCAGUCCAACGCGCCUUGCCAUGUGCCUCAAGAAGGAAUUUGAUGGAGUGUAUGGUCUGGCAUGGCACUGCAUUGUUGGGAAGAGUUUUGGAUCUUUCGUGACUCACUCGACGGGUGGAUUUGUCUAUUUCUCCGUUGGCAACCUUUCCUUUCUUCUCUUCAAGACCGUGGUCCGACCAAGUCUCCUUCGCUGCUGAAACUUGGUAGUAAUGCAUAAGAUGUUCUUGUUUAGUGGCUAAUUUAGCCAAUGCUUGAAUCCUGCAUCGACAUGUUAAAUUUACGUGCAGAAUGGACAUAAGACCUGUUUUUUUUUUUUUUUUUUUCACCGGAAUCCUUUCAAGGUAAGGCCAUUUCAUGUACUCAUUCCUGUUAGGUAAACUUGAGACUCAUGCCUCGCACCCUUCUCAGCAUGGACCGGUUGAGCCGCCGGCUUCGCCCGGGGGCUGGUCCCAAGAGGCAGUUUGCACUCGAUAGGUUUCGAACCUGAGACCAUGAGAAGCAUUUAAAGUUUAAAUGAUUAAAUUCUUCAUUUCGUAUA
Alnus glutinosa is the source of this 872-nucleotide messenger RNA. RefSeq names its product dynein light chain 1, cytoplasmic-like. Gene Ontology annotation, molecular function: dynein intermediate chain binding; dynein light intermediate chain binding. Gene Ontology annotation, biological process: microtubule-based process. The transcript is spliced from 2 exons. The record is from RefSeq and is a predicted model, not a curated record. Gene Ontology annotation, cellular component: dynein complex. Bases 76 to 531 code for a protein of 151 amino acids. Lineage: Eukaryota; Viridiplantae; Streptophyta; Magnoliopsida; Fagales; Betulaceae.